Messenger RNA from Astrephomene gubernaculifera, 3831 nucleotides. The record is from the annotation of a GenBank genome assembly. Lineage: Eukaryota; Viridiplantae; Chlorophyta; Chlorophyceae; Chlamydomonadales; Astrephomenaceae.
GAGGCAAUGCGCAUGAACUAUUUCCACAGUACCUGUACAUGUAUUGGGUCCUAAGGAUAGUCCGUUGACCAAACUAGAGAUGGCUGGACAUAAAGCAUGCUAUUGCGCUUCAAGCAUUUAAUCAAACUGUUCUGUUAGGUUAAUCUUAGGAGAAACAGCAGCAGCUUCAAGGUAUGCAGCGCGACGACGAGCUAGAUUCCCUUGCUAGGAGUUCUUUCAGCUUUGGGGGCGGCCAUCGAUCUAAUAGAGGCUCAGCAAACAUGUCUCAAGACGCCAAGACGGCGGCGCAGCUCUUAAAGCUUCAAAAGCUCGUCGAAUCUCUCGUUGUGCGCGAGUUAGAACGCGGAGGCGGUAGCAACCCAAACGAAGCCUCGGACAUAACACCUCGCCCGGACGCUUCCACACGCCAUCACCAGCGACCGCAGCACCUUCACCAACACCACAACGGCAGCGUUAACACCGGAGGCGCAGAUGGCAGCGGCGGCGGGGCACACAGCAGCGGCAGCCGCAAGCAACCAACGCACCGUGACUCCUCCGUCAGCUCAGCUACCUCCUCCCUGGACGAUAGCCUAGCAAGCAGCGCUCGCGGGCUUGCAGAUGCGCCCGCACGUGCGUACGGCAGCAACGGUGCUGUACGGCAUCAUGCCCUGGCACCCCAUGCAGCGGCCGCUGCCGCUGCCGCUGCCAUGAGGGCACCUGGGUUUCGGAGCCCGGGUCGGCUGUACGGCAUUGGCGGCGGCGGUAGCGGCCCUCUGGACGAAGGUGUCCAUGUGCAGGUGGCCACGUUGCAGGGCCAGCUAGCGGUGUUGGGUGAGCAGCUCAAUUCCGCAUAUCGGGCAGCGGACGGCGUCACGUCGCCUCCACGAGCCUCCGCUGCAGCGACGGCUGCGGCGGCGGCAGCGGGAAUGGCGGCGCUGCGUAGCCAUGCGCAGGGGCAGAUGAAUGGAGCAGCAGCGGCAGCAGCUGCAGUAGGUGUCUCGGGCGGCGGUCUUUUCUCGGAGUACGGAGCUACGCAGAACUACUUGACAGCCUCCAUGCCCCAGCGCCCCGCCAGCAGCCCACCACCAGCGGGCUCCAUGACCCAGCGGAACCCGCCGCAGUAUCUCACUUCGGCGGCGGGCAUGACGGGUGGCAGCGGCAUGACGACUCUGACGGUUGGCGACUUCCCUGGCGAAGCAACCUUUGGCGGCGGCGGUGCUGGCGGAGCCGGCAACGGGGGUGGUAGCGGAGGAGCCACCCAGGCGGGAGCCGCCAACCGCAUGCGCCAGUUGGCGGCGGAGGAGCGGGCCGUACGGGAGGCCUCGGUACGGGAGGACGAACGGCUCCGGAACUGGAUCCAGGAUUUGCGCACGGAGCGGCGGAGGCUGGAGGACAGACUUCUGGAUGGCGACGGCAGCGGCGUGGCGGCGCAGCAGCUGAGGGAUGACCUGGAGAAACAGGUGCUGGGCCUGUCUCGGCAGCGCGAUCAGCUGGCCGCUGAGCUGCACGAGUUGGCAGUCAACAAGGCGGCCAAUGCACAGCUGGCGGGGCAGGUUGAGGCGCUGGAGGCAGCGCUGGCUACCGAGGUGGAGCGAGUGGCGAGGUACAAAGAGGUUCGUCCCGCACUGGAGGCUCGUCUGGCUGACGUGUCGGGCUCCCUGGAGUCCCUCCGGCAGCAGCACGCAGCGGCCCUGGAGGUGCUGGCGCAGGAACGGGACGCAGCGCUGCAAAAGGCCAAGCGGGCGUCCAAGCGCUGCUCCGAGCUGGAGCUCUCGUUGGAGGGAGCCAACGCGGACAUACGCCGGCUGCAUGAGGAGAUUCGGUCUCAGGCGGCGUCGCUUGCCGAGGCUCGCGCCAGUGGAGAGGUCAUGCAGGCGACUAACCAGCAAAUGCAGACCAACAUGGAGGCGCAGGCGCGCGAGACGGCCACGCGCCUGGCUACAGUGCAGGCCCAACUAGAGUCCAGCCAGUCCGAGUGUGCCAUCCUGCGGCGACAGCUGGAGGCGGCGCAGCAGGCGGCAGCGGGGCUGAGGGAGCAGCUACAAGAGGCCACGUCGCGUGUGGAUGCGCUGAGCCAGGAGCGCGAGCAGCUGUCGUGCAGUGUGGCGGAGGAGCAGCGCGGAGUGGCGGCAGCAAGGCAGCAAGCGGAGUCGCUGGGGGCGCAGCUCAAGGCCAGUGAGGAAACGCGCGCGGAAGCCGCUCGCGCCGCCUCGGCGCAGCUGGAGGCUCUGAGGCGGCAGCAUGCGUUGGACUUGGCUGCAACCCAGAAGCAGUACGAAUCCCAGCUGGCUGCUGCUGAAAAGCAGUACUUGCUGCUGCAACGGCAGUACGACGCGGGCCUUGCGUCCAGCGACAAGGCGGCGGAGGCGGCAGUCGCGUUGCGGCGGGAGCGCGACGCGCUGUGGGCUGACACGGAGAACCUCCGGGCUGAGCUGGAUGAGGUGCGCAAGGAGAAGGCUGACGUGUCCGCUAAGCUGACGGCGCUGCGGACGGAGGUUCGGGCCACCAUGGAGGAGGUAGCCAGGGACAGGGAUGCGCGUGUGGCCGCUGCUUCAGGUCAGACGGAGCUUCUGGUGCGGGAGGCACGAGCGGAGGCGGACCGGCGAGUGGCUGCUGUACAACAAGAGUACGACAACAAGCUGACGGGCUUGCGUGAGGUGUCUGAGAAGCUGCGUUGUGAGGCGAGUGAGGCGCAGCGGCAGCUGGACAAGUACCGCCACGCGAUCGGGCGCUUGAAGGACCAGGUACGCGACCUGCUGCUCAGUCGUGACGCAGCCGAGCGGGAGCUGGCAGCGGAGAAGGCCUUCAACGAGGAACUCAACCGCAUUGUGACCGCCAUUCGGUCCGAGCAGCAGCAGCAGCAACAGGCGGGAGGGCUGAGAGCGGCGGGGUCAGGCACGGGCACGGGAUCGGGGACCGGGUCGGCGUUGGGAAUAGGGCUGGCGUUGGGGCUGGGGACGCGCGGUCUGGGAUCCUCACACACGCCAGGCAGGUGAGGCUGUUGGGGCUGAAGGGGUGCGAGGCAGGGACGGUUUGUAGUGGUUGGCAUGCUCCAGGGAAGGGCGGCGCUAAGCUGGUGAAGGUUGUAUCGGCUGGGAUAAGGCGUGAGGUUGCCAUGGUGUCGUCUGUAGAUGGUCUGGUUGUCUGUAGCUUGACAGUGGAGAUGGCGUGCGAUCGGCGGAGCGUACCUUGAAUACUCGUAGAUUGGACAUACGGCGCGUGUGUGCGCUUAGCUUGGACCUACAUUAACAGCGUUACUACUAGCCACGAGUCGAGUGCUCUGGUAUAUGCUGAGGAGCCGCAUUUCGGAGCCGAAAGGUUUAGUGAACGUCACAAUAAACACGUUUUCCCAUUAGAAUGGUAACAUGAGGGACGAAGAGCGAAGCGACGGGGUGUGUGAACAUGUCGCAAUAAAUACCCGUGUGCAGCAGCAUUUGGUGCCCGCCACGAUUUCCGCCACGGCUGCGCGCGCAAAUAGGGACCUGUGGGAUGGCGGGCCAUGCCGUACUCACCUGGAAAUGGUGGUGUCGUACUGCAGUACCUGGAUUCUGCUGCUGUCCAUCAAUACGACAGGCAGACUGGCAGCAAUGGGUAGACACAUGAUGAGUUCGGUUUGAAGGUGGUGGGUGCAACUGACUAUCAUACGUGACGUCAGAGGACGCACGUACGGUCCUUGUACGUACGGUAACAUGCUGUUGUCGCCUUGGUGUGUUCUCGGCUUUGCCUUACCUACUCAUUCAUUUAACAAGUCCAUCUCAGUUGGGGCAUUGGGUUGGAAGAGGCCACAUAAUGCGGUACUUCCCCCUUGCUUCCCACCUGCUCAAAUACGGUUAUUGAAAACGCGCCCAUACG